AUGGACGGCGAACAACCCCAGAACGCCAGUGGAGCUAUGGCCGGGAACCAGAGCCGGACGACGCGAUUAUACAACAAAAUCAAAGGCCUGUUCAAUCAGGACAUCUCCGAGGAGUUGCGUGCCAGCACCGAUACCGAAAUCCACACCUGGAACGGCAAAGACGAUCCUGACAACCCCUUCAACUGGAGCCCAACAUAUAAAUGGGUAUUGACGGUCACCGUCUGCUUCAUUUCUAUCUUGACUGGUCUCCCAGCAGGAACAUACGGCUCUGGCAAUAACUGGAUGGAAGGGCAGUUCCAUGUCCAGAACAGCCCUUUUCCCAACCUCUACUGGGCGACAACUUCGUGGAACAUGGGCGCUGCCUUCUGGCCGCUCAUCUUCGUCCCCCUUACCGAGUCGUCUGGUCGCAUGCCAGGGUAUUUUGUGGCAUAUAUCAUCUUGAUCGCGACAAUGUUUGGCUCUGCUUUUGCGAACAACUUUGCGACGAUUCUUGUAACACGGUUCUUUGGGGGUGGUGCCUCGUCCGUCUCGAUCAAUAUCGUCGGAGGAAGCAUCAGCGAUGUCUGGUACGGCGAUAAGGCUCGCAGUCUGCCAAUGUCUCUGUUUGGUUUUACCAGUGUUGUAGGAAUUGCACUUGGCCCUUUUAUCGGCUCAGCCAUUGUGCAGAUUCCCAAGGUCGACCCCUGGCGCUGGAUCUUCUACAUCCAGAUCAUCUACAACGCCGGUCUCCUCCCCAUCUUCUGGCUCAUCCUCCGUGAAACCCGCGCCGAUGUCAUCCUGCGAAAGCGCGCUCGCAAGAUCCGCAAGGAAACAGGCCGUCAUGUCUACGCCCAAGCAGAGAUCAACUCGCCCAGCACUCUACGCCUGCUCCAGAUUUCAUUCAAGCGCCCAACCAAGAUGUUGCUGACGGAGCCUGUUGUGAUUUUCUUCACCUUGUGGAUCAGCUUCGCCUGGGGAAUCCUGUACUUGUUCUUCUCCAGCGUGGUGCAGACCUUCUCGGCCAACUAUAACUGGAGCAUCAUGGCUACCGGCCUUGUCCAGCUGGCCAUCUCUGUCGGGGCCGUGAUUGGGACAGCAGUAAAUCCGCUGCAAGAUUUGUUAUACCUUCGCUCUUCGCAGCGCAACAAGGAGAAGCCCGGAAAGCCGAUCCCCGAGGCGCGUCUCUAUACCUCAAUUCCCGGUAGUCUCCUGUUCGCCGCUGGUCUCUUCUGGUAUGGAUGGGCCAGUAUGCCCGAUGUCCAUUGGAUUGUGCCUGCAAUAGGUAUCACCGUGACAGGUCUCGGCAUUUACUCUAUUUACAUGGCUGUGAUCAACUACCUUACUGACGCCUAUGAACGAUAUGCGGCCUCUGCCCUGUCUGCGGCCUCUUUGGGACGGAAUUCCUUUGGUGCCUUCCUUCCUCUGGCGUCGCCUCAGCUGUUUAGCAACCUUGGCUACGGAUGGGCGGGUACGUUACUGGGUUUCAUUGGCCUUGCCUUGUCAGCGGUGCCGGUGGUGCUGGUGCUCAAGGGACCUUCCAUCCGUCGGCGCAGUCCGUUCAUGCGAGAGGCAAUGUGGGAUUCAGAUGAGUCGGAGGAGAAGCAGGAAGAGGCGCAUACUGCCUAA
Aspergillus puulaauensis is the source of this 1605-nucleotide messenger RNA. Its product is annotated as putative MFS multidrug transporter. The record is from RefSeq and is a predicted model, not a curated record. Gene Ontology annotation, biological process: transmembrane transport. Gene Ontology annotation, molecular function: transmembrane transporter activity. Lineage: Eukaryota; Fungi; Ascomycota; Eurotiomycetes; Eurotiales; Aspergillaceae. Bases 1 to 1605 code for a protein of 534 amino acids. The transcript is spliced from 5 exons.